Messenger RNA from Naegleria gruberi, 1452 nucleotides. RefSeq lists its product as uncharacterized. NCBI's taxonomy places the organism in Eukaryota, Heterolobosea, Eutetramitea, Acrasida, Naegleriidae. Gene Ontology annotation, molecular function: protein binding. The transcript has a single exon. Bases 1 to 1452 code for a protein of 483 amino acids. The record is from RefSeq and is a predicted model, not a curated record.
AUGGAUAGUGAAUUAAAGCCUCCUCCUAUCUAUGAUACAACCUCUACUCCAUCAACAGCCAAUAUUAACAACUCCUCUGAUGCAAUCAGCACAAAUAGUAGUAAUAGCAGCACAUCGACUACAACAUUGGAAGCUGAGAAGUCAAACUACUUGGAACAAUUUUCAUGUCCAUCCAAGCUAAUAGAGCCACCACCACUUGAAUCCUUAAAGUACAGCUUUGAAAAGGAGGACACAAACACUUCUUCCACUCUUGCAAAAUCAGCAUCUGAUGGAGCCUUAUCCACAACGAGUAGCAGCAAUAUUUCCACGAAUAAUAAUCAAACUCUUCAACAACCAGAACAUCAAGAUCUUGCCUCCACCACAAUACCACAAGAAAAAUCAUCAUCAGCCUCUCACAUUCGAACAAGUUCAAUUACAUCCUCAUCUCAAGUGAGUUUGUCCAAAGUUACGAACAAUACAGAUCAUGUGCAAUACUUGUUCAAUCCAAAGGAUUUUAAGGUUGUUGGAAAUAGAAUUGAAAAGAUUGUUGACAAAUCCUACUCGAGCACAUUCCUUGAUACUCCAAUAGGAACAACAUUCACAGGAAAGAUUAAAUUGAAAGUAAGGAUUUUAGCUUUCCAAACUUGGUUAGCUGUUGGUGUUACCUCAUCAGAGAUUGUGGAAAAGCAAAUUUUCAACCUCUCUCCAUACCAUAGGAAUGGUAGUUAUCUAUACUCUCCGAAUGGAUAUGUGUGGAAUUAUCAAAAAGAGGACAAGACGAAAUAUGAUCAAGUUAAACAUAAAUGUGAUGUUGGGGAUACUAUAAUUAUGGAAAUAUGUACAGAACAAAAGGAGCUUACCUUUUACAAGAAUGAAUUGAAAAUAAUGACAAUUCCCAAUAUUAGUCUUCCUGUCUAUCCAGCCUUUGUAGCAUACGGUUUGGAACAAAUGGAAAUGUUGAAUUUCCACCACCAACCCAUUGAACUUCCAAAAUUCAUUAUCCCUGGUGCUGGAUUCUUUGUGGAUAAGCAAAAAGUCUCAAAAACAACCGAUGCCAACUAUGCAAGUGUAUUUAUAUCAAAAUUAUUGGAUGGAAGUGAAAAAGUUUACAAGUGGAAGAUUAAAAUUGUAAAUCUUAAUACUUGGCUUGGAUUUGGAGUGGUAAUGAAUUCAAUACCAGAAAAACAUAUUCACAGCUUGUCACCAUACGAUGACCAUUGCAUGUACAUGAUGUCCGCUAAUGGGUUUAUAUGGAAUCCUUCUCAGAGUGGAUCUAAAAAGUACAAACACGUGUACAGUAAGAAUAUUGAGCCAGGAGAUGUAAUUACUAUUAAGCUGAAUGCUGCCAAGAAAAAAUUGCAGUUUUAUAAGGGAAACUCCAAGAUUGCUUCGAUCCGUGAUAUCAAAUUACCUGUGUACCCUGCGAUAAUGAUGUAUGGGCACGAAUCAAUUGAAUUUUCUUGGACCUCUUAA